This is a messenger RNA of Penicillium cataractarum, 1671 nucleotides long. Its product is annotated as putative pyridine nucleotide-disulfide oxidoreductase. Gene Ontology annotation, molecular function: oxidoreductase activity; flavin adenine dinucleotide binding. The record is from RefSeq and is a predicted model, not a curated record. The transcript has a single exon. NCBI's taxonomy places the organism in Eukaryota, Fungi, Ascomycota, Eurotiomycetes, Eurotiales, Aspergillaceae. Bases 1 to 1671 code for a protein of 556 amino acids.
AUGAACAUAAUAAUCAUCGGUGGAGCAACCGGCGGAAUGUCAGCGGCCCUUCGGGCGCGACGUCUGAAUGAGAAUGCAUGCAUCACGUUGAUUGAGGAAGGUGACCGCUUAGGCUACGCCAAUUCUGGGCUGCCGUCGUCGGUAGGAGGUGUGAUUGAAACCGACACUUUCCUUAUACACCAGUCUGCAGUGGGAAUGAAGGAGAGAUUCAACAUCGACGUGCGAGAAAACAGUAAACUGAUCAGCAUCGCAAAGGAGGAACACUCUAUACAACUCAAAGGAUCGAAAACGAACGAAACAUAUCGGCUGUCCUAUGAUAAAUUGAUCCUCGCCCAAGGGGCUUAUCUCAAGUCCCCCCAAGUACCGGGCAUUGAGAAUGAGAACGUUUUCCCGUUCCGGACUAUGUUGGAUCUUCAUAAGAUCAGAGACUAUGUCUCUACCCACCAUUGUCGCUCAGCUGCAGUCAUUGGUGGCGGGUAUAUUGCUCUGAAGGCCGUGGAAAGCCUUUAUCAGUUCGGACUUCAAUUGAGCAUUAUACAGUGCCAACCUCGCCUUUGUCAGGACUUUGACUCUGAUAUCGCCAAUGUGAUAUUAUCGGAACUCGUUAAGAAUGGAAUUCAGAUCCAUCUAGGCGCAAAGAUCCAGCGUAUCGGCAUAGGAGUUACCGAAGAUGGCAUUUUUGUUACCCUUGCCAACGAGUCCAGCAUUCCUGCCGAUCUUGUCAUCGUAGCGACUGAUCUGACUCCUCGAACGGAGAUCGCUAAAGCUUCGGGCCUCGCAUAUAAUGAUGGUGUCAUUGUGAACGAAUUCAUGCAGACGAAUGACCCUGAUAUUUAUGCGGUCGGUGAUAUGACAGAGAUAACUAAUUCCGGCCUACGAAUAUCGAAUCAUUUACCCCUCGGCGGUACAGCGAGCCUACAAGGCCGGCUAGCAGUUGAUCAUAUAAUGAAACGUGCGACCCCUUACCGUGGUCACAUAGGAAUCUUCACCUGCAAAGUCCACAACUUAACUGCAGCUAUUGUCGGGCCAUCAGUGGAGAAGCUCAAACAAGCCGGGUAUUAUCCUCUGUUCGUGACAGUUCACGUGCCUGACCGCGUGGGCUAUUAUCCGUCAGCCCAGCAGAUAACCCUAAGAUUAGCCUUUCAGCCUGUUAGUGGUAUUCUGCUGAGCGCUCAGAUUAUUGGCCGAACAGGGGUAGAUCAACGAAUUGAUGUGUUGUCCGUUGCUUUACAAAGCGGCCUAACCGUUUUUGACCUAGAAAACCUGGAGCUCUCAUAUGCCCCCGAAUAUGGUUCAGCAAGAGAUCCGGUGAACGUCGUGAGCAUGGUCGCAGGUAACCUACUCAGAGGGGAUCUGCAUACUAUCACGGCUAGUCAAUUGGACGACCACCUAGAUGACUGGCAGAUUAUUGACGUACGGUCUCCCGAAAGUUUUUCUCAAGGUCAUAUUCGGUCGGCUGUCCAUAUUCCAAUCGACGCACUGCGCCAUAAUUUAUCCUCCAUCGACAAGACGCGACCUGCUGUUGUCUACUCCCGCGUCGGCUAUCAUGGCUACCUUGCUUACCGAAUUCUGAUCCAGCUGGGCUAUGAGGUCUUCAAUCUAGACGGAGGUUUUAAGUUGUUCCUUGAAGGUGGGUCAAGAUCUAGUGUUUUAUCUGGGAAACAGGGUUGA